AUGGCCGCCGAAAGGAGUAUAGUUGAAUAUUUUUCUGGUCGUGAAAGCCACCGUUGUGGUUAUUGUGGUUCUCCAGAUACCAAUUGUUCACAUGGCAUGUGGGCACAUACAAUGACUGUGCAGGAUUAUCAAGACUUGAUAGAUAGAGGUUGGAGACGGAGUGGAAAGUAUUGUUAUAAACCAACGAUGAAUAUAACUUGUUGUCCACACUAUACAAUCAAAUGUGCUGCACUUGAUUUUCGACUCAACAAAUCUCACAAAAAGUUGAUAAAACGUGUCAAUAAAUAUUUGAUUUAUGGAGAACAUAAAAAAGAAGAGAGAGAUGACAGUAUAACCUCAGAUAGUAAAGAUGGUGUUGACAAUAUGGAGUUUAGAACAGGAAAAUAUACACCAAGUGAUAUAACAUUACCAGAUCAGGUAUCUCAUGGUGAAAGCAGUCAACCUUAUAAGCCUACUGUUUUAUAUUUAAUAGGAAAAGGAGCUGAUCCUAAUUUACCAUCAUGUAAGAAAGCUAAACAAAUCAGAUUAGAAAAGAAAGCUGAAAAACUACAUAGUACUGGUGAUUCAUCAAAAGUAAGUUGCCAAAGCAAUAUUGGACAUUGCAAUUUUGAAAAGUUUUACAAUAUUAGCUUAUCAAAUAAUCAAAUGAAAAAUACUUUAAAUGUCAUUGAAUUUUUGAAUGAACCUGACACUGUUGAAAAUCCUGCUCAUAAAUUAGAGAUCAGGCUUGUUCAGUCCACACCUCAAAGUGAAGAAUUUGUCAAAACAUUCACUGAAUCUCAUAAAGUUUAUCAUACAUAUCAAAUGGAUGUUCAUAAAGACCCACCAGAAAAACCUAAUCCUAAACAAUAUAAACGAUUUUUAUACGGAUUUCUCUCAAGUUUCAAAGAUUCUCAUUCAGUAUUUAGAAAAUAUCAGAUGUCUAUUCACAAUGAUAAGGAAAGUGAUUGUACCGUACAGAGCUUUACUGGAUUCUUAGUUGAUUCUCCAUUACAGCAUGUGAAUGAAAACUUACCAAUGGGUUAUGGAUCAUUUCAUCAACAUUAUAUAUUAGAUGGUAAAUUGAUAGCUGUUGGUGUAAUAGAUAUCCUAACCUCCAGUGUAUCAUCAGUAUAUUUAUAUUAUGAUCCUGAAUAUCAUUUCUUAUCACUUGGUACUUAUACUGCUUUAAGAGAAAUAGCUUUUGUACGUGAACUUAAUAAAUACAAUAAUAAUUUAAAAUAUUACUACAUGGGAUUCUAUAUACAUUCCUGUCCAAAAAUGAGAUACAAAGGUCAAUAUUACCCAUCCCUCUUAGUUUGUCCAGAAACUUUUCAAUGGGUGCCGAUAGAAAUAUGUCGGCCAAAAUUAGAUAAAAAUAAAUAUAGUAGACUAAAUGAUUCUAAUGAAGAAGAUGAAAAUAGUAAGAUAGAUGUCAACAAAGUUCUAGUUCUUAAAAAUGGUGAAGCCAUGCCUUAUGAAGUAUAUAAAUUUCUCAAUCCAAGAUGUAAAGAUGAAUUAGAAGUGAUAGAAUAUGCUACUUUAACUGGUAAAACCUGUUCUGAAAGAAUGUUGUUAUUCAGAAAAUAA
This is a messenger RNA of Lottia gigantea (owl limpet), 1569 nucleotides long. RefSeq lists its product as hypothetical. The coding region runs from base 1 to 1569 and encodes 522 amino acids. Gene Ontology annotation, molecular function: arginyl-tRNA--protein transferase activity. The record is from RefSeq and is a predicted model, not a curated record. Gene Ontology annotation, cellular component: cytoplasm. Gene Ontology annotation, biological process: protein arginylation. The transcript has 11 exons. Lineage: Eukaryota; Metazoa; Mollusca; Gastropoda; Lottiidae.